Parasteatoda tepidariorum (common house spider) is the source of this 643-nucleotide messenger RNA. RefSeq lists its product as uncharacterized. The record is from RefSeq and is a predicted model, not a curated record. NCBI's taxonomy places the organism in Eukaryota, Metazoa, Arthropoda, Arachnida, Araneae, Theridiidae.
AUGUCACAAGCUAUUGAUAUGCUUAGCAACUGCAAACUCUUCUUUGAAAACCUGAGAUCAGAUGAAACUUUUGAAAGCAUCAUUUUAGAAGCAAUCGAGCUUUCUUCAGAGAUUGACGUGGAAGCUAAUUUCGAAACCACCACACCACGUCAUCGUGUCAGAAGCAAAACACAUCAAGCAAUAAAUGCCUUGGAAACCAGAUAUAAUUUGCUAAAUACUCACAGUAAUUAUUUCAGCUUUUUGUAUAAUAUUUUUGGUCUAAAAGACAUGCCCAGAAAUGAGCUACUGGCUCAUUGCAAAGAUUUGGAAGAAGUUUUAACUGAUGGAAAUUCAAGCGAUCUUUACGCCUUGGAACUAGCCGAUGAAAUAAGCAUUGUUUUGUCAUUAUUAACAAAAAAGGAAACCCCUGUUGAAGUUCUCAAGUUUAUCGCUACACUUAAAUUCGCACCAAACCUCAGCAUAGCAUUAAGAAUCCUACUUACAUUGCAAGUCACUGUGGCUUCAGGGGAAAGAAGCUUUUCAAAACAAAAAAUAAUAAAAAAUUAUCUCAGAACGAUGCUGGCGCAAAAUCGUCUCAAUGGAUUGGCAAUGAUAGCUAUAGAACGCCAAAUUAGUGACAAAUUAGACUUGAAAUCACUGGUUC